GACUCUCACCAGCAUGUAGAGGAGGCGGGCCGCCGGGAGACACCUGGAGCACCGCGGGCACAUCGGGCCAUCGAUCCGCUCCGCACUCAUCGAUCAGCGAUCAGUGAAGCAUGGGGAACCUGAUCAAGGUGCUGACCCGAGACAUCGACAACAAUGCUGGAAACUUCUUCCUGGACUUUGAAAACGCGCAGCCAUCGCAGUCAGAGACAGAGGUGUGGGAGAAGGUGAACCAGGUGCUGACGGAGGCCAAGGUCAUCCUGGAGGACCUGCAGACGUACAAAGGAGCAGGAGAGGAAAUACGACAGGCCAUCCAGAACCCAAACGUUGAAGGCGUCCAGGAGCGGGCCUGGGCCGCCGUGGUUCCUCUGGUCGCCAAACUCAAAACUUUCUACGAGUUUUCACAGAAACUGGAAUCCAGCCUCCACUGCCUCCUGGACGUCCUGACCAGCGCCGACUCCACCCCGACACAACAUCUGGAGCAGAAACAGGCGCUGGCCCGUCAGUUCGCCCACAUCCUGCACUUCACGCUGCGAUUCGAUGAGCUGAAGAUGACCAACCCGGCCAUCCAGAACGACUUCAGCUACUACCGGCGAACCAUCAGCCGCAUGCGGAUCAACAACAUGUCGUCGGACUCGGGGAGCGAGGUCAACAACGAGCUGGCCAAUCGGAUGUCUCUGUUCUACGCCAGCGCCACGCCCAUGCUGAAGACGCUGAGCGACGCCACGUCAAAGUUCGUCUCAGAUAACCCGGAGGUUCCCAUCGAGAACACGACCGUCUGUCUGAGCACCAUGGCCUGCGUGUGCAAAGUGAUGCUGGAGACGCCGGAGUACCGCAGUCGCUUCGCCAGUGAGGAGACGGUUCUGUUCUGCCUCCGUGUGAUGGUCGGCGUCAUCAUCCUGUACGACCACGUCCAUCCGGCCGGAGCCUUCGUGAAAACCUCCAACAUAGACAUGAAGGGCUGCAUCAAGGUUCUGAAGGAGCAGCCGCCCAGCAGCGUGGAGGGACUGCUGAACGCCCUGAGGUACACCACCAAGCACCUGAACGAUGAGACUACCUCCAAGCAGAUCAAGAACAUGCUGCAGGCCAACUAACUUCUUCUCCAGCCCUGAGUAGGAACCGAGCGACAGGAAGUGUUAAGGUCCAAAUUUCAGAAGAACUACUGAACAAAACUUCAGUUUUUUUGUCUUUACUUUGUAUUUUUUUAUUAUUAUUUUUAUAUUGUAAGUUCAAAAAUAGGAUGUUUAUUGUUGAAGAAGGGACGAAGAUCAGUGUUUGCAUUCAGGUUUAAUUCUGCCCCCUGGUGGACGUUUCUGAUAUUACAGUUGAUGUUGUGAUGCUAGGUAGAACCGACGCUGGACGUUCAAACACUGAGCUGAUGGUAGAUGCGCUUGCUCCCCCUCAUGGCUGCAGUGAUAAUUACAACGACUAACUGCUUUUAUUCCAGAUUCAGUGACAUCUCAGCUGUAACUCUGUAGGAACGGAAACGUUUCCGUCUCUCUGGUGUUUCCUGAAGUCCUGCAGCUCUUUGACUCAGAACCGACUGUAGGGUUGUUUCCUCCCAGUGUUUCUGUGUCCAUCAGCUGGUUAAUCUGACACGCCCGCCCUGCGCUGUGUGUAGUCUUACACUGGAUGUGAUGAUGCGACUCCUGCAGCGGUCAGUGAGUCCAUCCCAGCCUGCAGCAUGUGGAGCUUCGGUCCAAACAUUUCAGCUGCUUCAUGGAGGUCAGGAGCAAAGAAAGCUGAACGAACCUCUGUGUUGAUGAUGAUGAUGAUUUGGUACGGAUGUGAGGAAGAUCCUCCCACUGAUGUGGAUUUUGAUGUUCUUGACCUUUGACCUGAUGCUAUGUGUUUUGAGCUUUAAGUUUCCUUGUAUCUCGAUGCUGCAGUUUUAUUGUUUUUAAUGAUGUUUCGGCCAAAUAAAAUUUUUACAUUUUUAAUAA
This is a messenger RNA of Poecilia latipinna (sailfin molly), 1940 nucleotides long. Its product is annotated as protein FAM49B-like. Lineage: Eukaryota; Metazoa; Chordata; Actinopteri; Cyprinodontiformes; Poeciliidae. The transcript is spliced from 11 exons. Bases 111 to 1091 code for a protein of 326 amino acids. The record is from RefSeq and is a predicted model, not a curated record. Gene Ontology annotation, biological process: regulation of actin filament polymerization. Gene Ontology annotation, molecular function: small GTPase binding.